Messenger RNA from Glycine soja, 1045 nucleotides. Its product is annotated as NDR1/HIN1-like protein 3. The record is from RefSeq and is a predicted model, not a curated record. The coding region runs from base 118 to 852 and encodes 244 amino acids. Lineage: Eukaryota; Viridiplantae; Streptophyta; Magnoliopsida; Fabales; Fabaceae. Gene Ontology annotation, biological process: defense response to other organism. The transcript has a single exon.
ACACUGUACUCAACAAACAAGUAAGUACAAAGAAACAUCCCUUAAAAAAAAAUAAAGUUUCUCUCUCCUUUAAUACCCUAACGUUCCCAAGUUUCAGACUUCAAGUCAGUUCGCACAAUGUCCCAUCUAAACGGCGCGUACUACGGCCCCUCCGUUCCGCCGCCGAAAUCCUACCACCGCCCCUCCCGCGGCGGCCGCGACGGCUGCUGCUGCGGCUGCCUGAGCUGCUUCUGCGGCUGCAUCUUCGACUGCAUCCUGGGCCUCAUCUGCAAGAUCCUCACCACAAUCCUCAUCAUCGUAGCAAUACUCGGCUUUCUCUUCUGGUUCAUCGUGCGCCCCAACGUGCUCAAAUUCCACGUUACCGACGCGUCCCUCACGCGCUUCGACUACACCACCAACAACACUCUCCACUACGACCUCGCCCUCAACGUCUCGAUCCGCAACCCGAACCGCAGGGUCGGCGUCUACUACGACCACAUCGAAGCGCACGCGCUGUACCAGGAUGUUUUGUUCGGGAACCAGACAUUAGGGCCGUUCUUCCAGCACCACAAGAACACCACCUUCGUGAAUCCCCUUUUCAAGGGCCAGCGCGUGACGCCACUCGCCGGGAACCAGGUCGAGGUGUUUGACAAGGAGAAGGGUUCGGGUGUUUACACCAUCGAUUUGAAGCUCUUUAUGGUGGUUCGGUUCAAGUUCUUGCUGUUCAAGAGUGCGAGCGUGAAGCCCAAGAUUCGGUGUGCGUUGCACGUGCCGCUGAAAUCGCGUAACGCAACAACAACUAUCUCCCCCGAUGCUGCGUUUCAACCCACAGAGUGCGGUUGGGAUUACGGGAAAAAAUGGUGGAUCCAUUAGAUUAAAAUUCCACCGGUUUUUUUUUCCCUUAGUAUUUCUUGCGAAAUUUCUUGUUUUGUUCUGGCUUUAUUUUAGGUAGUGUAUAUUUUCUUGAUGACAUUGGUUCCCUGACUGAAACGUAGCCAUUCUCCUAGUGGAUCGAUAUUACAAAAAUAUUUUUUUUUUAUAUAGCCUUAUAUUCACUUUUGAUACA